Blepharisma stoltei is the source of this 399-nucleotide messenger RNA. Lineage: Eukaryota; Ciliophora; Heterotrichea; Heterotrichida; Blepharismidae. The record is from the annotation of a GenBank genome assembly.
AUGAAAUCAUCCACUUUAGGCAUUGGACUUGGAUUAGACGCUUACUCGUCAAAGCCUUCCUACAAAGACAAAUUUUGCCCUCUUAAGGCUAAAGAAAUCAUUAAAGAAAUCGUGGAGCGACAGAUAGGUCCUGAAGAUAAAUAUCAAGGCCGCAAUAACACUAAUGUAAACCCAUUUCCUCUCGCUAUAGCAGAAGAAGUAAGAGCAGCCUUAAAAGAAGGACACGCAAACCGCUAUAAAAUCAUGGUGCAAGUUGUAGUAGGUGAAAAGCUUGGACAAGGCGUGAGAAUGGGAUCAAAAUGCUUUUGGGAUGAAGAAACUGACAAUGCGGCAUGGUUUUCAUAUUCGAAUGACUUUAUGUUUUGUGUGGUUUCUGUGUUUGCUUCUUAUCUUUACUAA